This is a messenger RNA of Egretta garzetta (little egret), 446 nucleotides long. It is a transcript of the gene PTPMT1, whose product is annotated as protein tyrosine phosphatase mitochondrial 1. Gene Ontology annotation, molecular function: phosphatidylinositol-4,5-bisphosphate 5-phosphatase activity; phosphatidylglycerophosphatase activity; protein tyrosine/serine/threonine phosphatase activity. NCBI's taxonomy places the organism in Eukaryota, Metazoa, Chordata, Aves, Pelecaniformes, Ardeidae. The transcript has 2 exons. The annotation marks the transcript as partial. Gene Ontology annotation, biological process: protein dephosphorylation. The record is from RefSeq and is a predicted model, not a curated record.
CUGUCUCAACAAGUUCUGGGUUUUCUUUCUUGCAAAAAAAAAAAAAAGAAACCAACCCCAAAAGUUAACCAAUCCAACCCGCUAUCUCCGUUUCAGGAAUGGGAGGCAAUGGGAGUGGACCAACUGCGUCUCAGCACCGUGGAUCUAACAGGAGUCCCCACCUUGGAGAACCUCCACAAGGGCGUUGAAUUCAUACUGAAACACCGAGCGUGCGGUAACAGUGUCUACGUGCACUGCAAGGCAGGACGCUCCCGCAGUGCCACCAUGGUGGCAGCGUAUUUAAUUCAACUGCAUCACUGGAGCCCUCAGGAAGCAAUAGAGGCUAUUGCUAAGAUCCGACCCCACAUCCUCGUUCGGCACAAGCAAGUCCAGGUCCUGGAGACAUUUCACAGGAAUGUGAUCACUGGAACAACUGCAAAGUGUCAGUAAGAACUACGAAAAUCUCU